Tupaia belangeri chinensis (Chinese tree shrew) is the source of this 1761-nucleotide messenger RNA. RefSeq names its product interleukin 13 receptor subunit alpha 2 (gene IL13RA2). Gene Ontology annotation, cellular component: membrane; external side of plasma membrane. Gene Ontology annotation, biological process: cytokine-mediated signaling pathway. The transcript is spliced from 12 exons. Lineage: Eukaryota; Metazoa; Chordata; Mammalia; Scandentia; Tupaiidae. The record is from RefSeq and is a predicted model, not a curated record. Gene Ontology annotation, molecular function: protein binding; cytokine receptor activity.
GCCAAAACACAGCUCCUCCCUCCUACUUAAAAUAAAGGCUUUAGUUCUAGGGUCAUUUAAAAUCCAUUAUCUAAGCAACUAGUCAUUGAACAGACUUCAGCGGUGUUGCAGAAGAAUUUGUUUACAACUGGACAAUUAAUUAUUCACAUAGAGUAAGUUUGGAACUGCAAUUUGGAGGAUGAAGUUUGGAAGUGAGGUAAUAAUGCAUAUGCAAUAAGUACUGAGAAUAAUACUCAUAAUGCAUUGUACCCAUCAGAUGUGAGUAACCGUGGGAGAGUGGGAAGAACACAGGGACGGAGGUCGGGAGACUUGGUGGCUUGCCAUCUUUGUUUCAUUCAUUCAGGAAUUUCAUCUGUUCACUUGAGAAACCUAGUGGCAUUCCCAAGCAUAAAGCUCUCCCAUGAGCUUGGAUUUUGAAAAAACAAAAGCCAGCAAGAGAGGAGAUUUCAAGGUAUUAAGUCUUGGAGAAAUGGCUUUCAUGUGUUUGGAUAUCAGAUGCCUAUAUACCUUCAUUAUUUGCACAGCAUUAGGCUCUACGUUGUCUUCAAAUAUUGAGAUAAUAGUUAAUCCUCCUCAGGAUUUUGAGAUAGUGGAUCCCGGAUAUUUAGGUUAUCUGUAUUUGCAAUGGCAACCUCCACUGUCUAUGGAUGAUUUUAAGGAUUGUCCAGUAGAAUAUGAGUUAAAAUACCGAAACAUUGAUAGUGAAAGAUGGAAGACCAUCAUUACUAAGAAUCUAUAUUACAAAGAUGGAUUUGAUCUUAACAAGGGCAUUGAAGCAAGAAUACACACAAUUUUGCCAGGACAAUGCACAAAUGGAUCAGAAGUUCAAAGUUCAUGGACAGAAGCUACUUACUGGACAUCACUACAAGGAAAUCUGGAAACUAAAAUUCAGGAUAUGGAUUGUGUAUAUUACAAUUGGCAAUAUUUACUCUGUUCUUGGAAACCUGGCAUGGAUGCAAAUUCUGAUACCAAUUACAACUUGUUUUACUGGUAUGAGGGCCUGGAUUAUACAUUACAAUGUGUUGAUUACAUCAAGGCUAGUGGAAAAAAUAUCGGAUGCAAGUUUCCCUACUUGGAAUCAUCGGACUAUAAAGAUUUCUAUAUCUGUGUUAAUGGAUCAUCAGAAUCCAUGACUAUCCGAGCCAGCUAUUUCAUUUUUCAGCUUCAAAAUAUAGUUAAACCAUUGCCACCAGGUUAUCUUAGUCUUUCUAUGAAGAAUUCCGACUAAGUUAACCUAAAAUGGAGCAUACCUACAGGACCCAUUCCAGAAAGGUGUUUCAUUUAUGAAAUUGAAAUUGAGUUUACAGAAGAUGAUACUACCUGGCUGACGACAACAGUGGAAAAUGAAAUGUAUAUCACAAGAACCUCAAAUGAAAGCCAACAAUUAUGCUUUUCAGUAAGAAGCAAAGUGAAUAUUUAUUGCUCAGAUGAAGGAAUUUGGAGUGACUGGAGUGAGAAACAAUGCUGGAAAGGUAACAUAUGGAAGGAAACUUUGCUAUUUUUCUUGAUACCAUUCGCUUUUGUCUCAUUAUUUGUUUUGUCAAUAACUUGUCUGAUUUUUCAUAAGCAAAAAGCUUUAUUGAAAAUGGUUUUUUAUACGAGGAAGGAAGUUUUCCCUCAAGAGACAAUGUGUUGACCUACAAAUUUCCAAUCACAUGGCCCAAUGUUAAAUGAGUCUCAUUCAAAUGAAUUUUUUCUUUAAAUGUUGAAUACGUCUUUUAAAAAUUAUUGUUGUAUUUAAAUAGAGCGCUCAAACUCUCA